Messenger RNA from Panicum virgatum (switchgrass), 2864 nucleotides. RefSeq lists its product as uncharacterized. NCBI's taxonomy places the organism in Eukaryota, Viridiplantae, Streptophyta, Magnoliopsida, Poales, Poaceae. The record is from RefSeq and is a predicted model, not a curated record. The transcript has 4 exons. Bases 1335 to 2723 code for a protein of 462 amino acids.
GCGUGUGGCGUGUGGCCUGCCUUCUGGUUUCGUCAGUCGUCGUCUACCCUUCCCUCGGUCGAGGCGACGGCGGAGGAAGCAAAGCAAAAUCCCCACCAAACCAAGACCAAGCAAUCCAAAGGCAGGCUAGGGUUUCCUGUCCUCCCGUCUGCUGCUGCUGUUGGGGAAAAAUUCGCCUGAUUCCCCCUUUCAAUCGGAAGGAUCUGGCCAUGGAGUCCCUGUUCGGCGCCUCCAGGAGGACGACGGCUGGCGGCGGCUUCGACUCGCUCAAGCGUCUGGGCCACAUCUCCCCCGCCGUGCAGUCCCACCUCAAGCACGUGUACCUCACCCUGUGCUCCGCGCUGGCCUUCUCCGCGCUCGGCGCCUACCUCCACAUCGCCCUCAACAUCGGCGGCACCCUCACCACCAUCGGAUGCCUGGUCGCCAUCGCCUUCCUCAUCUCCCUCCCCGCGUCCCAGCAUCAGGAGAGGAACCGCUUCGCCUUGCUCAUGUCCGCCGCGCUCCUACAAGGGGCCUCCGUGGGCCCGCUCGUCGAUCUGGUCCUUCACUUGGACCCGAGGAUCCUGGUCACGGCGUUCGUCGGCACCGCGAUUGCUUUUGGAUGCUUCUCGGCUGCCGCCAUAAUCGCCAAGCGCAGGGAGUACCUGUACCUCGGCGGCUUGCUCUCCUCUGCCCUCUCCAUUCUUCUCUGGCUGCAGUUUGCUGCUUCCAUCUUUGGCCACUACUACUUCACCUUUGAGCUCUACUUUGGCCUCCUGGUUUUCCUGGGAUACAUGGUGUUUGACACCCAAGAGAUCAUCGAGAGGGCACACCAUGGGGACAUGGACUACAUCAAGCACGCACUCACUCUCUUCACCGACUUUGUUGCUGUUCUUGUUCGAGUCCUUGUCAUCAUGCUCAAGAAUGCCCAGGCGAAAUCCCAAGAGGACAAGAAGAGGAAGAAGCGCUAUUGAAUGGAGAAACAAAGGCACUCUUUUUCUUCCUGAAAUUAUCUACUCUACCUAAUAGUAGUGCUAGUAAAGACAGAAAGCUUGGAUCAGCUUGUGUAGUUUUCUGGCUGGCUACUCGGAUCAGCUUGUGUAGUGUUCUGGCUGGCUACUCGGAUCAGCUUGUGCAGUGUUCUGGCUGGCUACUCGGAUCAGCUUGUGUAGGGUUCUUGCUGCCUACUCGGUGUAACUGAAUGCUUGUUUUGGCUCUUGCGUUGAUUUGAUGGCGAUGAUGAAAUUGCAGUAUCUGCCAAGUAGGAGUAUUUGCUUGCUUGUUUGUUUCAUCCCUGAUGAUAAAUCCAUCCAUCAGUGUGAUCUGAAUUGGUGGACAGCAAGCAAUUCGAUGCAAUGCAAGAGCAUCUGUACCGUAGUGUAGUGUUGUUGUUUCGAUCCUGCUCUCGGCUACUUGAACAUUCAGUCUGUCAGUCGCUAGUCGGUAGUCACCUGUCCUGUCGUGGACUCACUCCCGCCGCCCGGAUGGCAGUUGCCACGGCCGUCUUAGCUCCAGCAGCCACCGCUCCGCUCCUUCACCGCCGCCGGAACUACUCUUGCGGCCAUGCACGGCCGUCGUGGUGGUGGUGGUGUGGCAGUGCCCGCCGGCGCCCGGUAUUGGCGUCUUGCGGUGGACGCGCCCCCCUCGUCCCCGCGUCCGACCACUGGGGCAACUGGACCUUCCUCCUGAGCACCGCCGCGCUGGGCAUCUGGUCGGAGAAGCGGACCCCGGUGGGGAAGGCGCUGAGCGGGGCGCUGGUGAGCGUGCUGCUGGGGCUGGCGGCCAGCAGCGCCGGCGUGGUGGCGGCGGACGCCCCGGCCCACCGCGUGGUGCUCGACUACCUGCUGCCGCUGGCCAUCCCGCUGCUGCUCUUCCGCGCCGACCUGCGCCGCGUGCUCCGCUCCACCGGCGCGCUGCUGAUGGCCUUCCUGCUCGGAUCUGCGGCGACGACCAUCGGCACGGUGGUGGCGUUCCUGCUGUUCCCGAUGCGGUCGCUGGGGCCGGACAAUUGGAAGAUGGCGGCGGCGCUGAUGAGCCGCCACAUCGGGGGCGCCGUCAACUACGUCGCCGUCUCCGAAGCUCUCGGGGUUUCUCCGUCGGUGCUGGCAGCGGGGCUGGCCGCCGACAACAUCAUCUGCGCGCUCUACUUCACAAGCCUCUUUGCGUUGGCUUCCAAGAUCCCAGCGGAGGACACGGAUCGGCCGGCGGUGGCCGGUGACGACAAAGCCAGCAACAAGCAGCUGACCGCGGUGGCCAUGGCAGCCGCCUUCGCCAUCUGCAAGGCAGGAAAGCUGGCGUCGGCCGCGCUGGGCGUACAAGGGGGAAGCCUUCCCUGCAUAACAGCCAUCGUGGUGGCGCUGGCAACACUGUUCCCCUCGCGCAUCGGCGAGCUGGCGCCGUCGGGCGAGGCGGUGGCCAUGGUUCUGAUGCAGGUGUUCUUCGCCGUCGUGGGAGCCAAUGGAAGCAUCGGCAACGUCCUCAGCACGACGCCGAGCAUCUUCGCCUUCGCCUUGGUGCAGAUCGCUGUGCACCUCCUGCUGACUCUCGCCGCCGGCAAGCUGCUCGGCUUCGACCGAAAGCUGCUGCUGAUAGCCUCCAACGCCAACGUGGGUGGUCCGACCACCGCCAAGGGCUGGAGCUCCUUGGUGGUUCCAGGAAUCCUCGCCGGCAUCCUGGGCAUUGCUAUCGCCACCUUCAUGGGGAUCGCUUUCGGUGUGCUCCUCCUGAAACCAAAGUUCAGCUAGGCGUUAGGCGGAAUCUAGGCGCUGACCCACUGCCUAGCGCCUAGUCGGGAGUACUCGGGCCUAGGCGGUGCUAGGCGUUUUUCUAGGAGUUUUGUAUAUAUACUAAUAUUCACAUAUUAUCUAAAGAUAAAAAUAAACAGC